This is a messenger RNA of Gossypium raimondii (Peruvian cotton), 1772 nucleotides long. RefSeq names its product IQ domain-containing protein IQM3. Bases 118 to 1635 code for a protein of 505 amino acids. The record is from RefSeq and is a predicted model, not a curated record. Lineage: Eukaryota; Viridiplantae; Streptophyta; Magnoliopsida; Malvales; Malvaceae. The transcript has 9 exons. Gene Ontology annotation, molecular function: protein binding.
CCAAAAGAUCAGAGGCUUUUUUUUUUUUUUUUUUCUUUUUGCUGAAAAUCUAAGGCUUUAUUUUAAAACCCUUUCUUCUUUUUCUAAGUGAAGUAGAUUUCAAAACCAGCAAAAACAAUGGAAAUAAUCGAAACCCAAACAGCUGUUUCGAAUUUCGAUCCGUUUUACAACAUGUCUUCUUCCUCGGAGAAUAAUGGUGGUGGAUUUGAAAUGUCGUCGUUGAUCGACGGUCGAGAUUAUUCAGGCGAGAAUCACGCGCACGGUGGUGGUGACUGUGGGGUUUUUCGCCACUCGAACGCGGCGGCUGUUAAGGUUCAGAAAGUGUAUAGGAGUUACCGGACACGGCGUAGGUUAGCAGAUUCCGCUGUUGUAGCUGAAGAACUCUGGUGGCAGGUUUUAGAUUAUGCAAGGCUUAACCACAGCACAAUUUCGUUUUUUGAUAAUUUAAAACCUGAAAGUGCUGCUUCAAGGUGGAAUCGUGUUCUUUUAAAUGCUUCUAAGAUCGGGAAGGGUUUGUCGGAAGAUGCCAAAGCACAAAAAUUGGCUUUUCAACAUUGGAUUGAAGCUAUUGAUCCACGCCAUCGUUACGGGCAUAAUUUGCAUAUUUACUAUGAUGAGUGGUGUAAAGCUGAUGCUGGUCAACCAUUUUUCUACUGGUUGGAUUUAGGAGAUGGCAAAGAUAUUAAUCUUAACGAGUGCCCAAGAUCGAAGCUUCGACAACAAUGCAUCAAGUAUCUCGGACCCCAAGAGAGGGUAAAUUAUGAGUACAUUGUUGUUGAAGGAAAGAUGAUCCAUAAACAAACCAGAAACGUACUCGAUACAAUCGAAGGAUUGAAAGAAGGGAAAUGGAUUUUUGUUAUGAGCACCUCGAAGAAAUUGUACGCCGGCAAGAAGAAGAAAGGAAUGUUUCAUCAUUCGAGUUUCUUAGCUGGAGGAGCGACGUUAGCCGCUGGUAGGCUGGUGGUUGAACACGGAGAUCUUAAGUCCAUUUCUGCGUAUAGCGGACAUUAUCGGCCGACAGAUGAUAGUCUUGACAGUUUUCUAUUGUUUCUUAAAGAGAACGGAGUGAACCUCAAUGAAGUUGAGAUACGCCGUGCGACCGAUGAUUCCGAUAGUUACGAUUAUGGAAAAUCCACUGGUGUUGGGACACUGGCCGAGCAUUCUCUAAGCUCAGUGCCAUCCGAACUCGAAACCGAUAACACGGAGAACAAUUUGUCAUCACAAUCACCCGAAACCAAUCAAACCAAGACCACAAACACUUACAAGAGGUCUUUAUCCGGCGGUCUUCAAAGCCCAAGAACCGAGGUACCUGAAAGAGCCAUAUUGCAAAGGAUCAACUCCAAGAAGGCAGCUAAAUCGUACCAAUUAGGACAUCAACUGUCCCGCAAAUGGUCAACUGGAGCUGGGCCGAGGAUCGGGUGCGUAGCUGACUACCCCGUAGAAUUGAGACAGCAAGCAUUAGAGUUCGUCAACCUAUCUCCGAGGACUCCUCCCGCCCUUUCACCGUUCUUGUCUCCGAGAACACCACGGACCCCUACUACACCUUCGGCAUGCCGGAGUCCCGGUGGGCUUGCAUCAGCUGCGUCUCAGCCGACAUCAAAUUUCACAAAUGCUGAUGGAAUUUCGGGGAUCUGAUUGGAAUAUACCAUUAGUUAUUAUAUUUUGGUUACUAAUAUAACUAAUCUGCUUUAAUAUUUCUAGUAUUAUCGUUUAAUGUUUUUAGCAAUAGAAUGCCCUUUUUGAUGAACCAAUCUAAAAUUUCAUUUGGAGUA